GGUCUCGGUGCUGGUCUCGCUGUAGUCUGGGGGAUUUGAACAUUCAGUGGAUCUGAGCUCUGGGUUGGACUCUAAGGUGAUAAAAACAUUAGCAGCAGAAGACCCGAAGAGGACCGAGCUCCAGGUUCGGGUUUGUUCGGGUUUCUUCGUCGUGUUGGAGUUUGUCUCUGCUGUGGAUUAACUCCAGACUCAGAUUCUGAGAGAGAGAUUGAGGAUCUUCAUGGGUCGGGUUAGGGUUAGGAUAGACUAACCCUGCUGAGGAUCUUCAUGUUUAAUGUUUCUAAACACCAGAGAAUAUUCAGGGAGGCCAGCGGACACUUGUUGAAACAACCCUUUGAGCUAACAUUAGCUCUGCUAACAUUAGCUUUGACAGUUAGCUCGAGACGCUGACAGUCUUUAUUCCGGUUUAAUAUAAACCCGGGCUGGUGGAUGCGGACGGAGGCCGAGUGUGGACCAGUUUUAAAGUGUUGGUGGAUCUUUGUUGGGGUUCCACUGACAGAGCUAAGCUAACUAGCUGCAGCUGUUCACCUCUAACUCUGUUAGCAGGACAGCUAGAUGCUAACAGCAGAUUCAAACAGGUGUGUUACCUGUUAGUGUGUCAACAUGAAGGUCUAUCGGACAGAGGACUUCUCAUGAGCAGCCCGUGGAUCCAUGGGAGGUAUCAGAGUCAUCUUCUACACGAAGUGGUGGAUUUUAUUUCACCUUUAAUCACAGGAGCAAAACUUUUCCUGACGUUAGCUUAGCCAAGCUAGCCUCUGCUUCCACCCUGUGGUCCUGCACACAGUUCCCUUUGGACCGUCAGUGUGUGUGUGUGUGUGUGUGUGUGUGUGUCUGGACUCUGGGAUGAGUUUAACGACAGUCUGAAAAACAGCCUCCGUCUCCAUCCAACACCUCUGCGGCCUCAGCAUGUCCGGCUCCCCGGGAACAGGAGGCUCCAACCCCCGCAAGUUCAGCGAGAAGAUCGCCCUACACAACCAGAAGCAGGCGGAGGAGACUCGGGCCUUCGAGCAGCUGAUGACAGACCUCAGUGUCUCCAGGGUCCAGUUUCAGAAGAUCCAGCAGCUCCGUCUGUCUCAGUCCCGGGCUCAGUACUAUGGAGGCUCUUUGCCCAACGUCAACCAGAUCAGCAACACCUGCACUGAAUUUCAGGGCGGAUUUUCUUCAGGACUGGACCCUGUCAGAGGGACUCGUCACCACGGGCUUGUGGAGAGGGUCCACAGAGACCGAAACCGCAUCAACUCCCCCCACCGCAGACCCAUCGACAAGCACGGCAGGCAGAUGGAGAGCUCUCCUUAUGGAGCUGUGUACCUGUCUCCUCCUCUGGACAACAGCUGGAGAAGGGAUCAGCAGCCGUGGAUGGAGGACAAACGGCCGGGCUUUAGAUUAAUAUCACAACUCAACAGGUGACCUUUGACCUCUCUA
This is a messenger RNA of Notolabrus celidotus (New Zealand spotty), 1422 nucleotides long. Its product is annotated as CREB-regulated transcription coactivator 3-like. Gene Ontology annotation, biological process: positive regulation of transcription by RNA polymerase II; protein homotetramerization. The coding region runs from base 907 to 1407 and encodes 166 amino acids. The transcript is spliced from 5 exons. Gene Ontology annotation, molecular function: cAMP response element binding protein binding. Gene Ontology annotation, cellular component: nucleus; cytoplasm. The record is from RefSeq and is a predicted model, not a curated record. NCBI's taxonomy places the organism in Eukaryota, Metazoa, Chordata, Actinopteri, Labriformes, Labridae.